Molecule: messenger RNA, 929 nt
Organism: Acyrthosiphon pisum (pea aphid)
Lineage: Eukaryota; Metazoa; Arthropoda; Insecta; Hemiptera; Aphididae
Exons: 3
Coding region: 47-844 (265 amino acids)
Biological process (GO): maturation of SSU-rRNA from tricistronic rRNA transcript (SSU-rRNA, 5.8S rRNA, LSU-rRNA)
Cellular component (GO): Pwp2p-containing subcomplex of 90S preribosome; small-subunit processome
Molecular function (GO): snoRNA binding; protein binding
Source: RefSeq, a predicted model, not a curated record
UCUUAGUAGAUAUAACGCUGCAUUGUUAAUAGUUGAUACAAUUGAGAUGUGGAAUAAGUAUUUAACCACUAUGGUCAAAUUAAUAUCUGCGGCUGGUAUUACAGAAAUUCAUAAACUUGCUUUAAUUAAAGUAUCUAUACAUUGCGCUCACAAGAAAAAAAAAUUGACACCAAGUCAUUAUAUUCAUUUGAUAUAUAAUUCAAAAGGUUCAAUGACCCUGGACUUUUUAGAUUGGGCCAUUGAAGCAUAUCCGAAUGACACACGUAUCUUAGAAGUGAAUAUAAAUUUUAAACUAACUGAUAAAGAUGAACUAAUUGCUUACGAGUUAUUUAAAGAAAAUGCUUAUAAAGUUUCAAGCACUCUGUGGCUUAUAGUUAUUAAAUAUUUUUUAAAUAAGCCACAGAUAUGGCAUAUUUUCAACAUGGCAUUUGGAGAUGAAUCUGUGUGUUGUAACGAAGUAAAAAAAAAGCUUGCAAAGGAGUAUUUGUUGUGGUUAAGCAAAAAUAAGUCUUUGAAUGAUGCUCGAAACGCAUACUUGUUGUUGAACACAAACAACAGUUGUGAUGCAAGUCUGUGCAAGACCAUGGUAAAUCUAGAAAACCGACAACAGAUAAUAGAUGUCAGCAAGAUUAGGGAGCAUUUUACAUUAGCAUGCAUGCAGUUUGGUAAAACCAAUAUCGAUUUGUGGAUUGAACGAAUUUACUUUGAGCUAAAGUAUGGAUCACUAGAACUUGUUUCCACAACAUAUCACCAAGCGUUGACAACUUUGGAUAAUGAAGUGUCUGCUCGAUUUGUUGAUAUACUGAAGGAGCAUUCUACGUUAAAUGCAAUUUGUAACCCUUGAUAACUACAUAAUAAUAUUAUAAUAUUUACAUUUCAAGAUUAUAUAAAUUAUACAAUAUUAGGUAUAGUUUGAAGUCUUAAGCUAA